Molecule: messenger RNA, 1518 nt
Organism: Rotaria socialis
Lineage: Eukaryota; Metazoa; Rotifera; Eurotatoria; Philodinida; Philodinidae
Source: the annotation of a GenBank genome assembly
AUGGCAAUGGAGAAGCGCGUACUGAAGUUUGAAUUUGACGUUGGUACGAAAAGUCGUUCGGCAGCCGGUGGCAGUGAUGAUGUAGGCAAAGCGAUGGAACUUGUUCAACGUGAACGUGAUCGUGAUGUGAAAGAAAAAGAAGAAUUACGUUAUUUAAAUGAUCGUUUUUCACAUUUUCUUGCUAAUAUUGAAGAACUAAGACGAAUUAAUGAACAAUUACAAGCACAAUUGAGAGAUGAAUUCGCUAAAUGGGGUAUUUUACCACGUGAUGAAAACGAACUACGACAAAUAAUAAAUCAAAUCAAUAAUCGAGCCGGUAAACGUGCUACUGAUGAAGUACGUUCACGUACUGCUGAACAAGAAUCUGCCAUACUCAAUCGUGCAGCUGCUUUAUAUGGAGGCUUUCAAGAAAUGCAUAAAAGAAAACAAGAAAAUUUACGCAGUCUAAUUGAUAAAUUACAAGAAGAAUUAAAUCGUAUUAUGCAACGUGAACGUGCAAGUAGCGAAGAAGUUACAGCAAAUCGCGAUGAUUUAUUGAAAGAAGUAAAUAAAUUUCGUGAACGUUUACAAGAUUGGUUUCGUCUUGUGGUUGAUAAACAAACAUUAUUGGAUGAUAUACAAUCAUUACGUGAACGUAUUAAUUUAAUAAACGCAUUAAAUGAUGAAGAAAUUAAUGAAUGGAAACGUCUUUUAGAACAGUCCAAAGAUGAUUCAAUGUCAUUUUAUAAAGAAGAAUUAGCUAAUGCUAUAAGAGAUAUUAAACGAGAUUAUUCUAAACAAGCUAAAAAGUUCCAAGAUGAACUUGAAUAUCAAAUUGAAGGGCAAUUACGUAUGGUUGAAAAUCAACUUAAACAACAAGUACCUGAUUUAAAUGAUGGUUCAACGCAAGAUGCAGAGAACAAUCGUUUACAAUUGGAAGAAACAAAAUUACGUACAAUCAUGGAAGAAUAUGAUAAGGAACAACUUCGUCUAAAUGAAUUAACCAAGAUGUUAUCAGAUAAACGUCGUUCAUUACGCGAUGAAGAAGCAAAAUUACAUGAAGUCGAAAGAAAGAUCCGUGAUAAACAGAUGCAUGAGAGAACUAUUGUUGAAAAACUUAAACAUGAAUACGAUGAUUUACGUGGACGUUUUGAACAAAUGGCGCGUGAAUUAAGAUUUAGUAUUGAGGAUGAACUUAAAAUUUAUUCUCGAUUACUUGAUGAGCUUACGAAACAAUCAACAACAAAUACAACAGCAACAACAAUAACAGCCAAGCAAGGUUCAGCAUUGUCAGCAACAGCUUAUACAGCAAUAUCAUCAACUAUUAAAUCAAGUGGUAUUGAAGAUCGCGAUACUUCUACACUUGCUCAACAUAAAGGUUCUACUAGUUCAGCGUGGUUUGAUACAGGAGCAGCUAAUCAUGAGACAGGAGUAACAAAUUUAGAUGGAGGCGGUACAAGUUGGGCUCGGCCGGGUGAUAAUGACUCCUACGAUGCAAAUUUAACAACUCGAUCUUCAUCGUAUUCAAAUAUUAAUUAA